This is a messenger RNA of Fraxinus pennsylvanica, 888 nucleotides long. Lineage: Eukaryota; Viridiplantae; Streptophyta; Magnoliopsida; Lamiales; Oleaceae. The record is from the annotation of a GenBank genome assembly.
AUGGAGCUGCAGAACACUGUGAAAGAAGCCCUAAAUGCACUGUACCGUCACCCAGACGACGCCGUUCGCAUGCAAGCCGAUCGCUGGCUCCAAGAUUUCCAGCGCACCAUCGACGCUUGGCAGGUGAGGACUUCUAAAACUCUCAUGGGAGUCACAGUUGGUGUGAUGCUAGAGGAGAUACAAGGACUAUACAAGCUACAUUACCAGCCAUGUUUCCUUUAUCUCUCCAGUGAAGUUAUCAAGAUGUUCGGGUCUGAUCCCUCUUGUACAGACUACUUAAAGAACCUGAUUGAAUCUCUCUUUAGCCAUACAACGUGUGUGCUGACGAAAAUUCAGGACUUUACUUCCCGACCCGACAUAGUAGAUGAUUGUUUCUUGUUGGCAUCUAGAUGUAUACGAUAUUGUCCUCAAUUAUUUUUCCCAUCUCCUGUAUUUCCCUCCGUGGUGGAUUGUUCAAUGAUAGGCAUCACGGUACAACAUAGGGAGGCCUCCAAGUCCAUAUUGAAUUUCCUAUCUGAUGGACAGCGUGAUUAUCCCAAGAGGGGCCAUUAUCACCCGACUUCUGUUGCUGCUCUGACCGGGGCACUUCCAAGUUCUCGUCUAGAAACGGUAACAUAUGCUCUAUUAGCUUUGCUUCGAGCUUACGAAGUACAAGCUCUCGAGUGGGUGAAGGAGAGUGUCUCCUUAAUUCCAUCAACUGCUGUUAUGGAAGCCGAAAAAUCAAGUUUUUUGAAAGCUUUGUCAGAUGUGGCAUCUGGGGCGGCUAUCAAUGGGGUGAUAAUUCCAAUCGAAGAACUCUCUGAGGUUUGCCGUAGAAAUCGAUCAGUUCAAGAGAUUGUUCAACGAGCCUUGAGGCCCUUUGAAUUGAACAUAAUCCCUGUAUCAUAG